CGGUUUCGGUCACUUGCCCUUAUCGUUCAGACGUGGGAUUUCGUCUCAAUAAAAUUUCUCGGAGAUCAAAGCGAAUAUAGUUCCCUCCCUCGAACGUAUGGGAUGAAGACAAUUCCCGUUCCUCAAGAAAUUGCUUGCUUCUGAUUCUUGAUUUCAAAAAAUGGAAGCUUAAGCGAGGGAUUAUAACAGACACCAUCAAAUGGAUUCUCAAAAUCGACCUCCCAAGAUAGCGCUCCACAUUCCUGUUCGAUAUUUUGAUUGGGUGAGUUAGGUCAUGGGAAUUGAAGGUUUCUGCUUGUUUAUUCCGACUUUGUAGUGCGAAUCAAUCGAUUUCGACGAUUCUAGGGUAUUGUUCAAGGAUUUGUUAGGAGUUACUCAACUAAUUACUUAAAGAUGCAAUGUCGAAGGCGUGAAGAUUACUAUGUUAGAGAGCCGGAAAAUACGGAACUACAUGUACAAGAUCGACUUCAUCUUGAUCAUGGUCGAUAUGGUAUGGCCCGGCGGGAGACACUGGAUCGAUCUCCACGUCUUAGGAGAAGUUUGAGCCCUCAUAGGUUUGGUGUUUCCCGACGCGAAGUGGGUUUGGUUGAUAGGGUUGAUAACACAGAAAGGAGGGACGGGAAUUGGCAUCUGAGAACUGGAAGGAACAAUGAUAUUGGGUUAAGUUCACAUUCUUUUGGUCAAUCGAGGAAAGUGCCCAACUAUGAGGAAGUGUUCCUGCACAAUGAUCACAGGCAGCAUUCAGAUUUGCAGCAGGUUUCACCUGAUCCAAGGAGAUUUUCUGCUGACAAUGAAGUUGUUGACUAUAAGCAUGACGUUGGGUAUAGGCUUGGUGAUUUGAGAAUUAGAAAAGAGAGGGAAAUUAUUGAAGGGAGAUGGUCAGAUGGCCGUGGACAAAGGAUGACGGAUCAGAGACUUUUGGCUAUAGAAGAGGGCAAUGGGAUGGGAUCUUAUAAUUCACAUCCUGGUAUUGGUCCUACGGCUGUUUAUAAAGACUUCUUUCCAUCUUCCCUGAGUUUGGAUGUGGAGAUGCGAGGUCUUGACAAUGAAAGACUCAAAUUUCGAAACCAUGUAGUUUCUGAUAGACCUCAGAUCACAGAUUCACAAGAAGCUCAAGAAGGACAGAAGUUUAAUUCAAGGAAUAUUGGAUAUUCUGCAAGUUCAGGAUUUUAUUCCAGAGGAAAUGAGAGCUCCUUGUCAGGACCACUGGCAAGCCAGUGUUUGGAAUCUUAUCGUGAUGGCCAUUACUUUCAAAUUUCAGAUGAGUUUUCAACAAGGACCCACGGAGACAUUGUGGACCAUAUAGAGUUUAAUUCAUAUGGGAAAAGGACCCUUGUAGAUUCAGCCAUUGAUCUUCAAGGUGGAAAAAGGAAUCUUACUCCUCAUCAACGAGGAACAAAUAGUCCUAGAAGGGAGCACGGGAGCUAUUUUUAUUCUAAACCUGAGAGAACAGUGAAUAAUUCAAAUGAAGAUCCAUCUCGUGUGGUGCAGAAAAUUACUCAAACACGUGGUUAUGUUGAUUACGCCAGUACAGUUGUUUCUGAUCAUGGAGACUUUUCAAGAACUAAAGUUGCAAACACUAGUAUGCUGAAAAUACAAAAAGCUGAUGAUUCAUAUGCAAACUAUAGAGCUGGAAUAGCACUUGACCAGUAUAGACUUAGAAAACAGACAGCGUUAGAUUACCCUGAUAUAGGACCAAGCACAGAAGAAAUAAACGAUGACAAUGAAUAUGCAGGUGCUGGAUCCAUCUAUUCUGAUGUGGGGAGAGUAACUCAAGAUUAUGAAAGGUCAAACAUUAACCAUUCUCAGUAUGGUCAAACAUCAUAUGCAAUAUCGGAUUACGGCCCUGAAAGAGAAGUAGGUUCAUACUAUUUGAAGGAGAGGUUGCGUAGGUCCAACAUGUCCAAGUGCGAUAGAGAGGCUUACAGAAGUACUGAAAGAGUACAGAGAAUGACAGAGGGUGUUCGCACUUAUAAUUUGAGGGAGGAUCAUAUGCCAAAAAGAAAGUACUUUGAGGAAGAUAUGAACUUACUCGAUCAUAGAAUAGCUACAUCACGUGAAAAUGCACCCAAUAAGCUUGUGGAUUUAUAUGAUAGUGAUGAACAGUGGAGGGAUGAUGGAAACAGAUAUAUAUCCAGGAAAGCAGGAUUUGACCACAACAAAUACAAGAAGCCAAAUACGAAAUAUAAUUGUCGUAAUAUUGCUGAUUCACAUGAAAGUUAUUCCGAUCAUGCUCAAAAAUAUAAAUUUGGUUCAAAAUAUAUGAAGGGCAAUAAAAAGUAUGGUCCUUCAAGCUGGAUCAAGUCACAAAAUGUUGAUCACAGAAAUAGUUUGCAUAAACCAUUUAAAAAUUGGAAAAAAACUGAAGAGAAUGAUUAUGCUCGUGUAAAUGAUGAUGACUUGUCAGAUGAUUUGAUAAUAACUACAGAAUCUGAACCCCCUGAGGAUUCUGAAGAGUUUAAACAAUUGGUCCAUGAGGCCUUUUUGAAGUGCUCAAAAAUGUUGAAUAUGAAUCCUAGUGUCCGGAAAAAGUACAAGGAGCAAGGAAAUGCCGGUAGUUUAUAUUGCGUCGUAUGUGGCAGAAGCGACUCAAAGGAAUUUAUGAAUAGUCAACGCCUGGUAAAGCAUGCUUAUAUGUCCCACAAGGUAGGGUUGAAGGCUCAACAUUUAGGUCUUGGGAAAGCCAUAUGUGUUUUGAUGGGGUGGAAUAGUGUCUUUCCCCAAGACACUGUAACAUGGGUUCCUGAGGUCUUGUCCAAGGAAGAAGCUGUGCUUCAGAAGGAGGAUCUCAUCAUCUGGCCUCCUGUUAUUAUUGUCCGCAACGUUUCUCUGUCACACAACAGUCCUGAUAAGUGGAGAGUCGUAACAAUUGAAGCACUCGAGUCUUUCUUGAGAAGUGGAUUCGAAUUACUCACCAUAUUCCCGGAUUGUAAGAUGUGGAAGCAUUAACGUCACUAAAUGACAGGUAAAAACCUACUGAAGGGAAGAGUGAAAAUGAGUUUGGGGUGUCCUGCAGAUCAAAGCGUGAUCGCGUUGAAGUUCCUACCAACCUUUUCUGGUUUGACAGAUGCAGAAAGACUCAACAAAUUCUUUUCCGAAAACAGACGAGGAAGAGAGGAUUUUGAGGUGGCAAAGUGCAACAAUGGCGAAGUUAAAAUGGAGGGGAACAAAAUAGAAGAGGUAGUUCUUUAUGGAUACUUAGGAACAGCAGAAGAUCUGGUAGACGUUGAGCUCAAUGCAAGGAAGUUUAUGAUAAAGAGCAAAAAGGAAAUAUUGGAGAUGUAACUUUUAAGAUGAUCAUCCUUUUAGGAUAUUAAUCAGUAUUGCUGGAAAAGUGUAACCAAGUUGUUGCUUAUAUAACAAUUUUGAGAAUUGUACCAUGAAAAGAAAUGGGGAACUCCUGUGCUUUUGUGUA
Messenger RNA from Cucumis melo (muskmelon), 3415 nucleotides. RefSeq lists its product as uncharacterized. Bases 394 to 2949 code for a protein of 851 amino acids. The transcript has 4 exons. The record is from RefSeq and is a predicted model, not a curated record. Lineage: Eukaryota; Viridiplantae; Streptophyta; Magnoliopsida; Cucurbitales; Cucurbitaceae. Gene Ontology annotation, biological process: regulatory ncRNA-mediated gene silencing.